UGUUUUAACUUUUGUGUAAUCAUGGUAUAAGUUUUGAUUGGCGUACUUCAUCUUUUCUACGUUUUACUGUAUGCAAAUUGCUGAUACCUAGUGAUUUAAUUUAUUCUGUCGACUCUUUUUGAGAGGUUGGAAACUUACUGUCUCAAAAAUAAGCAGAAUUUCAGCAAUUUGCUCUGUGGUUCCAUUAAACAUUAAUUAAUACUUGAAUUAUUAACAACAAGGAGAAAUAUGUUGUCACUGGAACGUAUACCAGAUCAAGUUGGACAUUUAGUUUUGACAGAGGAUGGAGCUGUAUUAACGUCUGGAGGUGAACUAGAAAAUGAUGAAAGGGUUGCAAAUAUUAUUGUUGGUUUAGUCACCUUAACUAAUAAGAUUGAUCCUAAAGCAUUUCCCAACAAUGAGACUUUUGAUAAAAUAUCCAUAACAUAUCCAGAUCAUUGUUACAUUAUCUGUCUUUCAAACAAGAAGAUUCACAUAGUGAAGAAACUAAUUUCCUCUACAACUGCUAUUGUAGAACCACAACCCUUAAUUGAUGUAUAAAUAUUGGACUUUUGUAUCAUAUUAUCUAAAAAAAAUGUAAAAAAAAAAAA
This is a messenger RNA of Osmia lignaria (orchard mason bee), 590 nucleotides long. RefSeq names its product Late endosomal/lysosomal adaptor, MAPK and MTOR activator 4 (gene Lamtor4). Gene Ontology annotation, cellular component: lysosome; Ragulator complex. Gene Ontology annotation, molecular function: guanyl-nucleotide exchange factor activity. The record is from RefSeq and is a predicted model, not a curated record. Gene Ontology annotation, biological process: positive regulation of TOR signaling; cellular response to amino acid stimulus. NCBI's taxonomy places the organism in Eukaryota, Metazoa, Arthropoda, Insecta, Hymenoptera, Megachilidae.